CAAAUGUCGGACAAGAUUAACGAUGUCGACGUACGCACAGAAGAAACAAAACCACUGAGAGGGUUUUUCAUGGGCAAAGAAGGGCAGAGUGGAGAAGUACAACAUUUUGCUGGACCCUGUCCUUAGUGUAAUUCACAAAUUAGAAGCUACAAAAUUAACCGGAACGGGUUCAUCAUCUAAUAGAAGCACUAUUUCAUAUUGCCUCCACUUCUUGCAGAAUCAAAAGACGAUCUACUAUGAUGUACCAGCAAGGGUAGUGGAACUACAGAUUUGGAGGUCUAGCGAAGUAUAAUGCAACUUACGUG
This is a messenger RNA of Linum tenue, 305 nucleotides long. The record is from the annotation of a GenBank genome assembly. Lineage: Eukaryota; Viridiplantae; Streptophyta; Magnoliopsida; Malpighiales; Linaceae.